AUGGUCAAAGACAACAAGGGUUUGGUCAUAGGAAUCGACCUUGGCACAACUUACUCGUGUGUUGCAGUGUGGCAGCAACAAAAUAAUAGAGUGGAGAUCAUCCAUAACGACCAAGGCAACAACACCACUCCUUCCUGUGUUGCUUUCACCGACCAUCAAAGAUUGAUAGGAGAUGCUGCUAAGAAUCAAGCUGCUGCCAAUCCGGAAAACACCAUCUUCGAUGCUAAGAGGUUGAUCGGUAGAAAAUAUAGUGACCCUCUUGUUCAAAAAGAUAAAAUGUUAUGGCCAUUUAAGGUUGUUGCUGGUGUUAAUGACAAACCUAUGAUUUCUGUCAAGUACAAGGGUCAAAAGAAGAAACUUUGUGCAGAGGAAGUAUUAUCCAUGGUCCUGUCAAAGAUGCGGGACAUUGCUGAGGCAUAUUUAGAACAACCUGUGAAGAGUGCAGUGAUUACUGUACCUGCCUAUUUUAAUGAUUCUCAGCGCAGUUCCACCACUGAUGCAGGUGAUAUUAUAGGCUUGAAUGUUAUUCGUAUAAUUAAUGAGCCGACAGCUGCAGCAAUCGCAUAUGGUCUUGAUAAGAGGAACGAUUGUGUUGGAAAGCGAAAUAUUUUUGUUUUUGAUUUUGGAGGUGGUACAUUCGAUGUGUCUCUCCUUACUAUCUCAAACAAAGUCUUCCAAGUUAAGGCCACCGGAGGAAACACUCACCUUGGCGGAGAGGACAUUGAUAACAAAAUGGUGAAGUACUUUUUAGAGGAAAUGAAAAGAAAAAAUAAGGUGGACUUAAGUGGGAAUCCACGAGCCCUAAGGAGGUUGAAAAAUGCAUGCGAGAGGGUAAAAAGGACUCUCUCAUGUGUUGUUACUACAGACAUUGAGGUAGAUUGCUUGUUUCAAGGCAUUGAUUUCCGUUCUUCAAUCAGCCGAGCAAAAUUUGAAGAAAUCAAUAUGGACAUCUUUGAAGAGUGUAUGGAAACAGUAGAUAGGUGUCUUAGGGAUGCUAAUAUGGACAAAAACAAUGUGCAUGAUAUUGUCCUUGUUGGUGGUUCUUCUAGGAUUCCUAAAGUGCAAGAGCUACUACAACACUUCUUCAACGGAAAAGAUCUUUGCCAUAGCCUAAACCCUGAUGAGGCGGUUGCUUAUGGUGCAGCUGUGCAGGCUGCUUUGUUGAGUGGAGGCAUUAAGAAUGUUCCAGAUUUGGUAUUGAAAGAUGUUACUCCACUCUCACUUGGUGUAUUAGUAAGUGAAGAUGUCAUGAGUGUUGUGAUUCCUAGAAACACUUCUAUCCCUGUAAAGAAGAAAAAACAAUAUAAAACGACAAUAGAUAACCAAUCCUUAGUCUCUAUUAAUGUUUAUGAGGGUGAGAGAGCGAGGGCCAGCGAUAAUAAUUUGUUGGGUUCUUUUGUUAUUUCUGGUUUUCCUCCCGCUCCUCGUGGCUAUCUAUUUGAUGUGACUUUUGUGCUAAAUGAUAAUGGCAUUCUCACCGUUACUGGUGAGGAGAAAUCCACUGGUAAUAGGAAUGAAAUUACAAUAACCAAUGUCAAAGGAAGACUAUCUACUGCUGAGAUUAAUAUAAUGAUUCAAGAAGCAGCGAAGUACAAGUCUGAAGAUGAGAAGUUUCUUAAGAAGGCCAAGACAAUGAAUGAUUUGGAUUAUCAUAUUUACAAGAUCAGAAAGGACUUAAAGAAAGAGGACAUAAGCUCAAAGUUAAGCUCAAAAGAAAUGGAAGAUAUCAACUUUACAAUUUCUAGAGCCACCGAUAUGCUUGAUGGUUUGAUCAAAAUUGAAGAUAUCAUUGCUCUUGAAGACUGUCUGAAAGAGCUUAAAGCAAUCUUUAAACGAAUUACGGUCAUGGAGAAGGUUGAGUAG
Messenger RNA from Vigna unguiculata (cowpea), 1863 nucleotides. RefSeq names its product heat shock 70 kDa protein 4-like. Gene Ontology annotation, molecular function: ATP binding; ATP-dependent protein folding chaperone. Lineage: Eukaryota; Viridiplantae; Streptophyta; Magnoliopsida; Fabales; Fabaceae. The record is from RefSeq and is a predicted model, not a curated record.